AUGAGCGUCGCCUUAAAUCGCGCUCAACCACGGCGAGUCAACAGCACACUGAGAAGACCUGACAUGUUCUACAUUUAUGACGAUGGGGACGAAUCAGAUCAGAGCUCUAACAAAACAUUGACUGCUGAAUGCGCCAACCAGUGCACGCAGACCAAGGGUGACAUAAGGCAACGCUUAACAAUACAAAAAUGUUUAAUAACACCAAGACGAAAACUAAAAAGAGGAAAACUAAAAUUAAUGGACUGGAAAAAAUACCACAGACUGAGCGUAAUAUAUGCAUUCAUAGAUGAACUAGAAAGAGACUACCCAGCAAUUUGUACUGUGUCUGUGAUUGGAAAGUCCGUUGAAGGAAGGGAUAUUAAGAUGCUGAAAAUAUCCAAUAGCAAUGCAGAUAAUUCCGGGGUAUGGUUGGAUGCUUGCAUACAUCCUCGAGAAUGGAUUAGUGUUGCAGUCAUUACUUACAUAGCUGAUAUGCUUGUCAAAAACUUUCACACGCUUUCUUCUGCUAUUACUAGUAAAGAUUGGCAUAUUAUUCCAGUUCUAAAUCCAGAUGGUUAUGAAUACACGCACACACAUGAACGAAUGUGGAGAAAAAAUCGAGCGAGAUACGGAGGACAGUGUGUGGGUGUGGACCUCAAUAGAAAUUUUAGCUACGGUUGGGGCCAAAUUAACGGCGAAGAGGGUUCAUCUGAUGAACCAAGCCAUAUCUUCUAUAGAGGUCCAGCGCCAUUUUCUGAACCAGAGACAGUGGCAGUAAGGGACACAAUUCUCGGAUCAAUAACGCCUUUCAAGGUGUUCAUCUCCUUUCAUAGCUACUUUGAGCUGAUCAUCUUCCCGUGGGGCAACAGACAGGAUCCGUGUCCCGACUACCUGCACCUGCUGGAAGGUGGCACAGUCAUGGCAAGGGCAAUACAUGAAACGUCUGGGAAGACUUAUAAAGUCGGAAAUACAAAGGACCUCACUUACUACGCAUGUGGGACCAGUAUAGACUGGAGCUAUUCGAUAGCGAAGAUACCAUAUUCUUACAUGGUAGAGCUUAGAAGUAAGCAACACAGAUUUAGACUUCCGAAAGACCAAAUAAUGGAGACCUGUAAAGAAAUUUGGAAUGCUGUCAAGAAUUUGAUGGACUACGUUGAUGAACAUUGA
Spodoptera littoralis (African cotton leafworm) is the source of this 1146-nucleotide messenger RNA. The record is from the annotation of a GenBank genome assembly. Lineage: Eukaryota; Metazoa; Arthropoda; Insecta; Lepidoptera; Noctuidae.